UUAAUAUCGGUUUUCGAAUUUUCUUAAAUAUAUUUUGGCUGAUGCGAAUACAAAAUAAGAAAUUGAAACCGACCGGGAAAUGGCUGUCCGUCCGUCAGGUGACUCGCAGAAGGGAUAAUAAUUAAAUAAUUUCUUCAUUUAUAUUAUAAAAUGAAAUAAAAAAAAUAUUUCUUAUUACAUCAUAAUCACCAACACAAAAAAAGGUUAUAAUAAUUCCUCAUAAAAAAGACUACAUAUUAACUUGUUGCUUUAACGAGUUCGACAUAUUUUUACUCUGUAAUGUAAAGGUUUGAAUGCAUGUGUAAUUGUUAGUCGGAUAUCUACAGGAUUUUCCAAUAGUACCCUGUAUUAUGAGUAGUUAUUUGUUGUCAUUAAUUGUAUGCAUGUACUUUGUAGAAUACAUUCAAGAUCUCGCCCGAUUUUAUAUAUUUUUUUUAUUAAAUUAACUAAUCUGAACCAAUAUAAUAUACGUAUACCUACCAUAGUAGAAUAAAUAGUUCUUAAGGAUCAUAGUGGUACAUAAGUAAUAGGAUAAAUGUAACAAAAACACAAUUAUCGAACAAAAACAUAAGUCGUCGUAG
Messenger RNA from Spodoptera exigua (beet armyworm), 581 nucleotides. The record is from the annotation of a GenBank genome assembly. NCBI's taxonomy places the organism in Eukaryota, Metazoa, Arthropoda, Insecta, Lepidoptera, Noctuidae.